UAGGCUACCUUCCCACUGCGGGACAGCUGUUUCGUGUUAUCUCGGGCCUGAGACCAACAUAGAGCCAUGGGAAUACAGGGAGAGUUUACUUGCGACCCCACGGCCUUCAAGGUCACACCGGAGAUGAUACAGUCCUACAACGACGUUGGAUAUUUCCUAGUUAGGGGAUUCCUGUCAAAUCCUGAGCUUGAUAAGCUAAAAACUGCCGUGGAACACGACCGAUUUUUCGAGAAAGGUUUUGGGCUGGCUGAUGGAACCGGAAAAGAAAGCAGACUGGUCAUGUGGAGACAUCCAGGAAAUGACGUCACAGGGAUGUUCGCCAGGUCCGAGAAAAUAGCGGGAACCUGUGAACAGGUUCUGGGAGGCGAGGUUUAUCACUAUCACACCAAGCUGAUGACAAAAGCUGCUCGAACUGGUGGAAAACAUAUCUGGCAUCAAGACUAUGGUUACUGGUACAAGAACGGGUGUCUGUUUCCAGAUAUGAUGAUCAGUGGCUUCAUUCCUAUUGAUCGAUGCUACAAGGAGAAUGGAUGCUUAGAGAUCCUGGUCGGCUCUCACAAGUGUGGACGGAUUGAGCAUACUAUGAAGGCCGGACAGACUGGGGCAGAUCUGGACAGGGUGGCAGAGAUAAGAAAAAUAUGUCCCCACACUUACGUAGAGAUGGAUGCAGGUGAUGCCCUCUUCUUUCACGCUAACCUGCUCCACACCAGCGGCGACAACCUGAGCGACACCAAACGCUGGGUUCUCAUCCCCUGCUACAACCGUAAGGAUAACAAUCCGCUCUACGAACACCACCACCCACAGUACACGCCCCUGGAAAAGGUGAAAGAUUCAGCUUUUCUCGAAUGCCAGAACUUUGAUGACUUGAGCGGGAAAAUGUUCAACCGUCCAGAGGAGGAUAAAACAGUUGAUGGAAAUGCCCACUAAACAUGUUGCAGUAAUUAAAGUUGCGUAGCACACGAAUCAAUCCUAAAAAUCAAAUUUCGCAAGGCGUUUAAAAAAAAGUGUCCAUCUUCAUAGAAAUUCGCUUAGUUCAUCUUUUCCUGUACUGUUAGAAAAUUGUGAAAAUGAUUACAUUUGUUGAAUUGUGAGGUUAAAUUUUGGUGUCUUAUUGGUGUUCACAUUCUCGAUGCUCCUGACUUUUACAGAUGAAUGACUCACUGUUAAUACAUAACUACAUAAUAUGCUGGUCCAUUAAUUUACAGGCUGACUUUUAGAUGAGUACCAUAAUCAGCGUCUUUAGAUGUUUAAAAGUGUAAUGAUGAUCCUGUUUAAACACCCUUGGUAAUUUUUCAGGGGUUUGUUGGGUGUUUUGUGGAAAACACCAAAAUACUGAUGGAUCUUUCCCUAUUUUUCAACGAACUAACCUUAACACUAACCUUACCCCUAACCCAACCAUAAAUCUAAACCUAACCUUAGCCUUACCUUAACCCAAACCUUAACAAUAACCGUAACCUAACCCUGACCCUAACCCUAAAUUUAAAUCUAACCCUAAUCCCAACCUAACCUUUCUCCACAUGUUAAUCCCAGUGCUAGCCCUAACACCAACCGUGACCCUAACCCUUAUCAUAACCCUACCCUUAUCAUAACCCUAACCCGCUAUUACUAACUACCUAACCCUGAGCUCCUGACUGAUCGUAACAUAAAGAGAAAGUGCUGUUGGGGUCUGUUAAACCCCCAUCAUGUAAUCCAGCUUCAACUGAGAGAAAACAAUGGUGUCGAUACAUCUAAAAUUUCAUGAUUAUUGGUUUCUUUGUGGGCAAGAUGGAAUCGUGUUGCCUUUUCCCCAGUGCUCCCAAACUGCGAUACCUUGGCCCUUGAGAUGUCGACCUCCGACUGCCAAUUAUUGGCUUCAAGAAAUUGGUAUUUCAAAAUAUGUACUAUAACCAAGAUACUGAAAUAGACGCUUAAAAGUACUACUCCCGCUUGGAGCUCUAUUUUGUGUUGGAAUAGAAUAGCAAUAUGAAAUUGAAAGCGUUCCUUUAAAUAAAUAAAACAACAAACAAACAAACAAACAAACAAACGCCGAGCAUAUGGAAUGAAAUCACUUCCGAUACAUAGAGUAAGAACAAUUAAGAACAACAUUAUGGUCAUGUCAAAAUCUACAGUUCUUGAAUGAUAUAGGAGGUGCAGAAAUGGCUACGUGUCUCUUAAUAGAGAUUUGUUCACUCGAGUUACCUUACAAGGGUGUAUCAGCCAAAGAUACAGACACAAUUAACGGGUCAGAUAAUAUGAUAUAAUAGGGUGCACACAGCAAUGGAAGUUGUCGAUGAACGGCACCGCUUUUUGGAGUUAAAAAAAAAAAAAAAAAAAAAAAAAAAAAAAAACUGAAAAAAAGUUAUAGUUGCAAUAGCAUGGGUUUAAUUAUAUAUUUUUUUCUCAAAGAAACAUUUUUCUGGUAUUGCAUGUCUUUAUUUGCGAGGUACUGUCAACUCAGUAGAUGUUUCUCAAUUUCGAAAGUUGUUGCACUAUUCAUUCGCUUAAACGUUCCAUCUACGAAAGCGGAAUAAACAUAAUUAUGGA
Molecule: messenger RNA, 2523 nt
Organism: Aplysia californica (California sea hare)
Lineage: Eukaryota; Metazoa; Mollusca; Gastropoda; Aplysiida; Aplysiidae
Product: L-proline trans-4-hydroxylase
Exons: 9
Coding region: 67-927 (286 amino acids)
Source: RefSeq, a predicted model, not a curated record